AUGGAUUCUUCCUUAAAGCUUAGUAAAGAUCAUGGGGAUCCUCUGCCAGGUAGCUAUCCUUAUUGGUCGAUUGCAGGUCGUCCAAAUUUGUCAUUUGCAAUACAGCAAUUAAGUCAAUUUUUGGAUAAACCAACUUCAUCUCAUCUCCAAGCUGGUCAUCGUGUUCUCAGAUACAUUAAAGGAUAUCCUGCCUCUAGCCUUUACUUUCUUGUUGAUUCAUCUUUGCUUCUCAAAGCUUUUAACGAUUUUGAUUGGGCAAGCUGUGUGGACACUCGACGAUCAAUCACCAAUUUCUGCAUUUUUCUUGGCUGUUCCUUAAUUAGUUGGCAAGCCAAGAAGCAAACUACCGUCUCUCGUUCCUCUUUUGAAGUUAAGUAUAGCGCUCUUGCUUCUACAACUUGUGAAUUACAAUGGCUCAACUACUUACUUCAUGAUCUCCAUAUGCCUCAUCCUCAUCCUGCUUUACUUUUCUGUGACAACAUGUCUGCUUUGCAGAUCGUAGCAAACCCAAAUUUUCAUGAGUGA
Messenger RNA from Pistacia vera, 525 nucleotides. RefSeq lists its product as uncharacterized. Lineage: Eukaryota; Viridiplantae; Streptophyta; Magnoliopsida; Sapindales; Anacardiaceae. Bases 1 to 525 code for a protein of 174 amino acids. The record is from RefSeq and is a predicted model, not a curated record. The transcript has a single exon.